This is a messenger RNA of Cordyceps fumosorosea ARSEF 2679, 651 nucleotides long. RefSeq lists its product as hypothetical. The transcript has a single exon. Bases 1 to 651 code for a protein of 216 amino acids. The record is from RefSeq and is a predicted model, not a curated record. NCBI's taxonomy places the organism in Eukaryota, Fungi, Ascomycota, Sordariomycetes, Hypocreales, Cordycipitaceae.
AUGAAUGAAUGCAUGCUCGCGACGAAACAACUCUCCGCCCCUUAUAACAGCAGAGAGCGCAACUCCUCCAGCAGCAGUCACGGCGACUACUCAUCCUUCAGCCAGGCGAUGCGGUCACCGCCCACCCUGCAGCCGUCCAUCCAACCACCCCAACCGCCGUCCUACCAGGGAUCCUCCUCCAUACUGCCGCGCCCGAUGCCAAACGGCAUCAUGCCGGGGGCGACCGCGACGACCGCGACGCUCAUGGCCGUGCCGACAACAAGUCCGCGCGCCAAGCCCGUGCAGGAAACCGCCGAGAUAUCCAAGCCGCCGCCUAAGAAGCGCGGACGUCCGUCCAGAGCAGACCGGGCCAAGAAAGAACUGCGACCCCUGCUGCCGCAGCAUCUGAUGCCGCGGCCGCCACCCAUGGACUACCACUCGCAACAGCAGCACCAGCAUCAGCACCAAAGCAUAUACCAGUCUGGGAUGUACUACCCCCCGCCUCCUUUGACGCCGGCCCUGGCGAUGCAGGACGCUCGUCCCACCACCCAUCAUAGACUGUCGCCGGAGCCGGGCAGAUCGACCAAGAAGCAGCGGAGAGGCAGCACGCCCGACAGGCUGCCCCCGGUGGGCGACAUCAUCGGAACUCCCAAGUCUAGAGAGGAGGAUUGA